This is a messenger RNA of Branchiostoma belcheri (Belcher's lancelet), 712 nucleotides long. RefSeq names its product hemagglutinin/amebocyte aggregation factor-like. NCBI's taxonomy places the organism in Eukaryota, Metazoa, Chordata, Leptocardii, Amphioxiformes, Branchiostomatidae. The record is from RefSeq and is a predicted model, not a curated record. Gene Ontology annotation, molecular function: extracellular matrix structural constituent. The coding region runs from base 110 to 712 and encodes 200 amino acids. Gene Ontology annotation, cellular component: extracellular matrix. Gene Ontology annotation, biological process: collagen fibril organization. The transcript has 3 exons.
ACACUGGAACAGGAAAAGAAUCUACUUCCUUGUGGAGACAAAAGGGUAUAAAAAAACGGUGUCACGUCUCUUCGCUGGUCAGUCUAGUCCCAGCGCAGACACGACGACGAUGGCAUCGGCACGAGCGUGGGUUUUCACUGUGUUUCUCCUGGCCUGUCUCCUCGCCGGGCCCACCGACGGCUGGGGGAGCAGGCGUCGCCGCCGCCGCCGCACCUGCCCGGCGAACACCGCUGCCCUGCCCGGCGCCUUAAACACCUGGGACGCCACCUUUACCUUCGAGUGCCCCUGGAACAAAGCCAUCUCCCGUAUCAAGAGCGUCCACUGCAACACGGCCGAGGACCGAGUGUGGCGGUUCGAGUGUCAGGAUGCCUCCGGUAUCUCCCACUUAACCCAGCACUACUGGACCGGGUGGAUAAACGACUUUGACGGCGGCAUGGGCCAAAACUGCCCCUUCAACAGUGUCGUCACCGGCUUCAAGAGCGAGCAUUCUAACCAGCAUGAGGACCGCCGCUGGAAGAUGAAGUGCUCCAAAAAGACCGGCAUGGUGCUCCACAGCUGUUACACCACCGGUUACGUGAACUCGUGGGACCACGCCAUGGACUUCACCGUGCCUGUACAUGUGUCCUACUACGUGACGGGUAUGCACGGGUACCACAGCAAUGGCGCCGAAGACCGGCUUUACCAGUUCCGACUGUGCAAGGUCACCCCGUGA